Messenger RNA from Oryza sativa Japonica Group (Japanese rice), 2139 nucleotides. Its product is annotated as lysophospholipid acyltransferase LPEAT2. Gene Ontology annotation, molecular function: lysophosphatidylethanolamine acyltransferase activity; calcium ion binding. Gene Ontology annotation, biological process: phospholipid metabolic process. NCBI's taxonomy places the organism in Eukaryota, Viridiplantae, Streptophyta, Magnoliopsida, Poales, Poaceae. The record is from RefSeq and is a predicted model, not a curated record.
CCCGCCUCCGCCUCCUCUCGCCUCGCCUCCGCCACCCAUGGCUUCUCGAAACCCUAGCCCCGCCUCCCUCUCCACGCCGCUCCUCUCCGACUCCAUCUCGCCCACGCCCACCACCAACGGCCACGCGGGGCACCAUAACCACGACGACGACGACGAGGAGUCGCCAACGGUGUGCGGCGGCGAUGGCGGAGGAGGGGGGGACCCGUUCGCGUUCCUAUCGGAGGAUCGGCCGGCGUGGUGGUCGCCGCGGGGGGUGUCCCCGGCCGACCCGUUCCGCAACGGGACGCCGGGGUGGUGCGGGGCGUACGAGCUCGUGAGGGCGCUCGUGUGCGCGCCGGUGGCGGCGGCGAGGCUGGUGCUGUUCGGGCUCUCCAUCGCGGUGGGGUACGCCGCCACGUGGGUGGCGCUCCGCGGGUGGGUCGACGUGCGGGAGCGGGCGGCGCAGGAGGGCGCCGGGCCCAUGCCGGCGUGGCGCCGCCGCCUCAUGUGGAUCACGCGGAUCUCCGCGCGCUGCAUCCUCUUCUCCUUCGGAUACCAUUGGAUAAGGAGGAAAGGAAAACCCGCGCCUAGAGAGCUUGCACCUAUAGUUGUCUCAAAUCAUGUAUCAUACAUAGAACCCAUAUACUUCUUCUAUGAGCUGUUCCCGACAAUCGUUUCUUCAGAUUCUCAUGAUUCCAUACCAUUUGUUGGAACAAUUAUCCGAGCAAUGCAGGUUAUAUAUGUUGACAGAUUCUCGCCAGCUUCAAGGAAGUCUGCUGUAAAUGAAAUAAAGAGAAAGGCGGCUUGCAAUAGCUUCCCACGUGUCUUGUUAUUCCCGGAAGGCACGACAACAAAUGGAAGAUUUCUGAUUUCUUUCCAACAUGGUGCAUUCAUACCUGGCUACCCUGUUCAACCUGUUAUUGUGCGCUAUCCACAUGUGCACUUUGAUCAAUCAUGGGGAAAUAUAUCAUUAGGAAAGCUCAUGUUCAAGAUGUUUACCCAGUUUCACAAUUUCAUGGAGGUAGAGUACCUCCCUGUUGUUUACCCACCUGAGAUCAAGCAAGAGAAUGCCCUUCAUUUUGCAGAGAACACUAGCUAUGCUAUGGCACAUGCACUUAAUGUUAUUCCAACCUCUUAUUCAUAUGGGGAUUCAAUGAUCAUGGCUCGAGCAGUGGAAGAUGGAAAGGUGAACUGCUCAAAUUAUAUGGUGGAGAUGGCUUGGGUAAAAGAAACAUAUGGUGUGAGCACAUCAGAAGCAAUGGCACUCUUGGAAGACUUUUUGUGUAUGAGCCCAGACAAGGACGGACGUGUGAAUGCGCAAGAUUUUUGGGCUCAUUUUGGCCUUAAUUGCACCCCUCUUUGCAAGAAGAUAUUUCAGUACUUCGAUUUUGAAGCCAAGGAAUCCAUCACAUUCCGUCAGUUCUUGAUUGGAUGUGCGCACCUCAGGAAGCAGCCAUCGUUUCAGGACGCCUGCGAAACCGCGUUUGAGAGGUGUAGGAAUCCCCUAACAUCUCACAUCGGCAGGGAGCAGCUCGCCGAUGUCCUGCGGUCAAGCAUGCUUGAGCUGAUGACCGAUAAUGGGAUGAUGAAGCUGUUCAAGACGUUGGACGUCGACGAUGACGACGGAAUCAGCAAGGAUGACCUGAUGGCAUCCCUUAGGAAGCUCCCCUUCAUGAUCGCGCUCUUCGCGGGCCGGAUCAACGGGGAAGUCUACAUCGAGAUAGUUUGAUCGACUGGAUUGAUCGCAGGGGAGAGCAAAAAUGGUGGAUGGGAGUUUGUAACGCGGUGGGAGACGACAGACCUCCGUCUGUUUUUAGAGGGAUGGUUUCCAACCGCUUCACCGUCCAUGUAGCUUUCUCAGGCGUGUUGGACUAAAGUGGCUAACCGGUAUAGUGCGCAAUUUUGUUUCAUAUCGUAAAAAUAUAUAUUUAUAUCCAUAGAAAAGCUGUCGCGUGAUGGCACGCUGGAUUGUGCAAUGUGGAUAUGAUACUGUACAACAUUGGUCCAACUGGGCGUGCACAUAGAAACUCUUUUUUUGGUUUGGUUUGGUUUGGCUAACUGGAUGGAUGAUUACAAACUCCUUUUUGGCUAACUGGAUGGAAGUAUCUGUUUCGUAUCGUCCAUCCCAAUAUCAAUCAAUAUAUGUCUUUAAUUUCUUUC